CCCACGGCCCAAGCGGGACGGGACGGGGGCGCCGGGGGCCAUGCGGGGCCAGGGCCGCAAGGAGAGUUUGUCCGAUUCCCGAGACCUGGACGGAUCCUAUGACCAGCUCACAGGCCACCCUCCAGGGCCCACUAAAAAAGCGCUGAAGCAGCGGUUCCUCAAGCUGCUGCCUUGCUGCGGGCCCCAAGCCCUGCCCUCAGUCAGUGAAACAUUAGCAGUCCCAGCCUCCCUCCGCCCCCACAGACCCCGCCCGCUGGACCCAGACAGCGUGGAGGAUGAGUUUGAAUUGUCCACCGUGUGUCACCGGCCAGAGGGUCUGGAGCAGCUGCAGGAGCAAACCAAGUUCACACGCAAGGAGUUGCAGGUCCUGUACCGGGGGUUCAAGAAUGAAUGUCCCAGCGGAAUUGUCAACGAGGAGAACUUCAAGCAGAUUUACUCUCAGUUCUUUCCUCAAGGAGACUCCAGCACAUAUGCCACUUUCCUCUUCAAUGCCUUUGACACCAACCAUGAUGGCUCUGUCAGUUUUGAGGACUUCGUGGCUGGUUUGUCGGUGAUUCUUCGGGGAACCAUAGAUGACAGGCUAAACUGGGCCUUCAAUCUGUAUGACCUCAACAAGGAUGGCUGCAUCACCAAGGAGGAAAUGCUUGAUAUCAUGAAAUCCAUCUAUGAUAUGAUGGGCAAGUAUACGUAUCCUGCGCUCCGAGAGGAGGCCCCAAGGGAGCAUGUGGAGAGCUUCUUCCAGAAGAUGGACAGGAACAAGGAUGGCGUGGUGACCAUUGAGGAAUUCAUUGAGUCCUGCCAGAAGGUACAAGUCCCUGCACUCCAUACUUCCCUGGUCUGGACUCAGGGUCCGAUUCAGUGAUGUAGGAGAAAGCUCCUUUGGGCAGAUUAUCAUCUCCCUAACUUGCCCACACUCCUGAGUCCUAUUCCUUCACAACUCAGGGAGGCCUGCCCCUCCCUUACAAGUCUCUCUGGGUGUCUCCUUCCUUGCUGCCUCUGUCUCUGAAUGUUCCCAUUUCAGAAUGAAUGUCCCUCUCUAUGUCUCUGAUAAGCUCUUUUUAUUUCUCUCUCUCUCCAAUCUGCUUCUCUCACAUCAUGGCUACAGGACGAGAACAUCAUGAGGUCCAUGCAACUCUUUGACAAUGUCAUCUAGCUCCCCAGGAGAGGGGGUCAGUUUUCCUGGGGGGACCAUGCUCUAGCUCUAGUCCAGGUGGAACUCACCCUUCUCUUCCCAGGUCUGUCCUCAUUCUAGCCCUGCCCUGGGGGCUGUAGGAAUCCAAGAGCCUGGGGAUUCAGUGGUCCAGACUGCUGGAGCUAAAGGGGCCAGGGAGUGGGCAGAGUGUACCUGUGGAGUGUUCCCAACUCCCAACAGCUCCCACCCCCUUCCUGCCUAACACUCAGUGCUGAGGGUGCCCCUGCUAAUAGGAAAUAAGUGGUUCUCCACCUUCCAUCCCUACUCUAGAAACUACAACACUAGACAAAAUGUCUCCUGCUAUGGUGCUUCCCCUAUCUCUGAUCUCAUAUGCAUUUCCUCUAAGAUUUCCUUCUCAGAGAGGCUACUCUGUCAAUGGCACUGACUAGCCUGUUAGACCAGGGCCUUUGAGAGCCUUGUAGAGGGGGACAAGAAUGUAAAGGCAGAAAUCUUAGGCCUGAGCUGGGUGUUUAGGUCACAGGUGGCUGGGAUAGAGUGCAGAAGGGCCUGGAGAUUGUAACACCUCAGGCAUGCCAGACUAUAGGUCUAAGCUCCAUAGGUCUGCCACCCCAGGCCAUCAUAACAUGAGUUUCUAGGCUCUCCAGAAGACUCUGUCUCCUAGGAAAUGCCCCAGAAAUUUCCAUACUCUCCUCAGUAUCCCAGGAGAGCUUAGGAUCUUGAUGUCUGGCUCAUCCCUGGAAUUCCUUCCUUUCCUUCCUUCCUGUUUGUGUGGGUGGUAGCAGCAGCAGGGGAAUAUGGGUGGGAGACGUCCCAGCUGAUACCUGCCAAAGUUUCAGCCUACCCUCUCUGAUGGCUGCCACUUAAGUUUUUAUUUGCCAUUUAUUCUAGACUUGGAGGCAUGGAGUGAGUCAGUGGAUGCCUUAGAAGAAAGGGGAAGGAGGGAGGCAUGUAUAACAUCUGAAACCAGUGUGGGGGCAUUCACUAGAAUCUUUGGUCUACCCAGGCUCUAUUCUAACCCCCCACAUAACCUCCUCAGUUCCUACUUAGGGUGUCCUCUUGUUCUAUUCAGUCUACCCAGAGAUGCCCCUGAACACACCUAGAAGGCAGGGACCACUCUUGCCAUGCUGCCCCCCUUUAAUAUACUUGCUCGUUCCAUUUAGCUCACUCUCCCAGUCAGUCAGGAUCUGAGGGUUAGGGCCCUAAGGGGGGUCCCUUUCCCAUCAGAACACUGUUGACUGCUUUGCAUUUUUGGCUCCUCUGUAUAUUUUGUAAAAUAAAAAAUAUACCAGAUCCAAUAAAACACAAUGGCUAUGCACA
This is a messenger RNA of Lynx canadensis (Canada lynx), 2470 nucleotides long. It is a transcript of the gene KCNIP2, whose product is annotated as potassium voltage-gated channel interacting protein 2. Bases 41 to 862 code for a protein of 273 amino acids. The transcript is spliced from 9 exons. The record is from RefSeq and is a predicted model, not a curated record. NCBI's taxonomy places the organism in Eukaryota, Metazoa, Chordata, Mammalia, Carnivora, Felidae. Gene Ontology annotation, cellular component: voltage-gated potassium channel complex. Gene Ontology annotation, biological process: regulation of potassium ion transmembrane transport. Gene Ontology annotation, molecular function: potassium channel regulator activity; calcium ion binding.